Bolinopsis microptera is the source of this 1052-nucleotide messenger RNA. RefSeq lists its product as uncharacterized. The transcript is spliced from 6 exons. Lineage: Eukaryota; Metazoa; Ctenophora; Tentaculata; Lobata; Bolinopsidae. Gene Ontology annotation, molecular function: copper ion binding. The record is from RefSeq and is a predicted model, not a curated record. Bases 71 to 646 code for a protein of 191 amino acids. Gene Ontology annotation, biological process: superoxide metabolic process.
CAUGCAAUGUGGCAUUUUCUUUUUGUUAAAUUGUGAUUUCGCCUAAACUUUUUAUUGAAGUUGCAGAAAGAUGCUACAGUUGCUGAUAUUUGCUGCCGUUCUCCAAUUGGCGUCAACGAGCCAUAAGUACGAUCAGAUAGCAUCAUGUCAUCUCCGAUUACAUAACCAUGGAAAGAAGAUUGGUAAAGUAGCAUUUUAUAGCACUCCUGGGAAAGGCCAAGAGGUUAAAGUUGCCGUUUCGUACCCGAAAGUAUCUGACGGAAAACAUGGCUUUCAUGUCCACGCUGCUCCUGUUACAGAAAAUAAUUGCCUGACGACUGGAGGCCACUUCAACCCUGACGGAGUAGAUCACGGAGCAGCGGGUGGUCCAGCAUCUUCUCAUCAUGUUGGAGAUUUUGGAAAUGUGGAUGCAGAGGACGGAUUUGUUUUGACGACUCUCAACUUCAUAGUGGGUCAGGGAACCGGAACGAAUGGAGACAAAUUUUACGUGGAAGAAGAUAGGUUUGCUCUGGAAGGAGAAAAUUCUUUAAGAGGACGAGCAGUAGUCCUUCACGCGGGUACAGACGACUUGGGUCUUGGUGGAGACAACGGGAGCCGUAAGACUGGCAAUGCUGGAUCACGUUUAGCUUGUUGUACUUUGGAAUGAACAGAGGAGAACACGUGACCAUAAGAGACAAUUGAAAUCAUCAUGGAAAACUGCUUAGUGUUGACCAUACGGCGCUGAGGAUCGCAAAAAUCGUAAUAUUCCGAUUGAUGCUCAGCUAAAUGGACAGUUGCAGUUUAAUGAAUGAACAGACGAAGGGAAAUAUUGAUAAGUUGCAUGUACAUAAUUGAUUGAAUGAUUAUUUUAUGUUAGGGAAAUUUACAUUUUUCACAAAGAACCCUUGCUUUAGAAGGUUAGAAACAUAGACAUCUAUAUUUAGACUAUUGAUAAAAUAUACGCUGUACUAUUAGGAGACAAUUGCUCGGUAUUAUAAUGACGUGUUUCCAGGCAGUAAAUUGUUGUAAUGUUUAAAUUUCUGUUUUACCCCGCCAUCUAGUCAUUGAUUUCA